AUUAAAAAAUAUUUGGAAAUUAGGGUUGCUCGGCCUCGAGACUCCAAAAUUAAGCCAUUCAUGCCAUAUAUUCCAAAUAACCUGAAGUCAGGCAUUCAAGACAGAACGCAAUCAGAGCUGGAUAAUUUGGACCGCAAAAACCAGAAAACUAAAGCCAACAUAUCGCGCUCACGAUACGCAAAGCGAUGUCGGCAGACUGUAUCUCAGCAGGAGGAGCAAACACUGACGGAAUACAUCCAACACACAAGGAAAAGGAGUGUGGACGAAGUACGUUUGGAGGGUAUACUGCACUUGGGAAACGCCCGCUUCAUCAACAGAGAGGAAAUCAUCAACAAGGCAACAUGGAAAACCGCGACAUGUUCUCAUGUUUGGCUUGGGGGUGCAGUGAAAGACCUUAAGACGAAAGGUGUCCCUGUUCUUGUCCCAGCCAUUAUGCCGCACAACGUAGAAAAUGGGGAUGCAAUCCCACAAGCCACAGAAUUGGAAGUUUUCUUGCCCCCUGAUGGAUCAAAUCUCAAGGAUGGAAUGGAUGGCAAAAAAUACAAAUUCACUAUUACACCCAAAGGAAAUGAGCCAGACCACUUUUCCAAACCUCAAUGGGAUCCUUUCGCUGAAAGGAAAGUGGAACAUCCUACAUCAGACUGUGACACACUUACCCAUCUUCUUAAAGCAUCCCUUGGGACUGGUAUUUUAGCAAUGCCCAUUGCAUUUAUGAAUUCUGGACUGGCUGUCGGAGUAUUUGCUACUGUACUUGUGGCUAUCAUUUGCACUCACUGCUCCUACAUUUUGGUCAAAUGUGCUCAUGAACUGUACAGUCGCACCCGUGUGACUGCCAUGACAUUUGCUGAUGUUGGUGAAGUUGCAUUUGCCAAUGGUCCAUCUUGGGGGCGUGGAUAUGCUCCUACAGUAAGGACAACUAUUUUGGCAAGCCUCUUCUUGACAUACUUUGGUACAUGCAGUGUCUACACUGUAAUCAUUGCAACCAAUUUGCAACAGGUAUUUGUGACUUACUUCCCAACAUAUGACGUGGAUGUGCGAGUGUAUUUGGCUCUCUUACUGGUGCCACUAGUGCUUAUUGGCUGGGUUCCAAAUCUGAAAUAUUUAGCGCCAGUAUCCAUGAUCGCAAAUUUAUUCAUGGGAAUUGGUCUGUCUAUCACUAUAUAUUACCUUGUAACCGAUAUACCCUCAAUAUCUGAACGUAAUCAAUAUGGACCAAUUAUGCAGAUGCCAAUGUUCUUCUCCAUUGUGAUCUUUGCCAUGGAAGCAAUUGGAGUGGUAAUGCCAUUGGAAAAUAACAUGCGUAAUCCUCGCCAUUUUCUUGGUCUAUGUGGAGUGCUGAACCAGGGCAUGGCUGGUGUUACUCUUAUUUACAUCUUGGUGGGUUUCUUGGGAUACCUCAAGUAUGGUGAUAAAACCGAGGCUAGCAUAACAUUGAAUCUUCCAAUGGAUGAAAUUGCUGCUCAGUCGGUGAAAGUGUUGAUAGCAUUAGCUGUAUAUUGCACAUAUGGGUUGCAGUAUUAUGUGUGCCUUGAAAUUGCUGUAAAUGCUGUGAAGGAAUAUCCCACAAAACAUAGAUUGCUCAGAGAAUAUGCCAUUAGAACAAGUCUCGUUGUAGCAACAGUAAUUCUGGCAAUAGCAGUUCCAACUAUUGCACCUUUCAUUGCCCUCAUUGGUGCCUUGUGCUUCUCCAUCCUUGGAUUAAUUGUACCUGCUUUGAUUGAAGUGGUUACUUUCUGGGAACAUGGUAUGGGCCCGGGUCGCUGGCGACUCUGGAAGAAUAUUUUGCUUUGUGUUUUUGGUCUAAUUGCAUUAGGAUCUGGCACAUACACCAGUAUUUUGGAGAUUAUUGCUGUGUAUGCUACUCCAGCUCCAGUGUACACAAAUGGAAAUUCAACAACAGAAAGUUUAGGUUUCGACAUGACAACAAUCACUUCUGUCAAUUCCACAUUUGUUAAUGAAACUUUAACUUAAAAUUGAGAUUUUUUAGGAAUGCCUUUAUCUGUUUACAUAAAGAAUAUUCCACCAUUGUGCAAUGUACUUAUAUUUAUAUUGGUCUUGUAGAAAUGGUGGAAAUGUUUUUAAAAGUUUUACAGUUGGAGGUUGAGCUUAGUUUUUAACGUUUUUCUGUGAAGCUAAAUCUUCACCAUUUCUGUGGUGAUGAUAUGCAUUUGAAAAUUAAAUUAUUGUCUUCAGACAGCUUAAAGAAUCUCAAGCCCUUUGUUAGCGUCUUGUGUGAAUUGCCAGUGUGUUAUUACUUUGGGUAAGAGUGAUCGACUAUUUGUUUGUUUGUUUUUGUAUUGUUAGAAAAUGGCAAUGCACUUAUGUGAUUAGAUCCUGUGGAUCCAUUUGUCUGUCCAUGACUAUGGGAGUGCAUUUUCAUUAAAUAGAGCAUUUUAAAAUGUAUUUAACAAUAUAAAUUAUUGUUAUAACUUAUUUUAUCAUUGGUAGUGUGUGAGAAGUUAUUGGCAAUUAUUUCAGUUGUUUCAGUUAGGUAAUCAAAAAUUGUGCCUUUCACAUUUACCUGCCUCAGGGGCCAAGGGAAUUAUUAUAUGAAAUUUAAGUUUUGUAUUUAUUACUAGAUAAUUAUUGUCUGGUAUAUUUUAGGGUAUCUAUUAGCAUUAUAAACAAAUAUUCACUGUUAAAUGAAGUAAAAUUAAUAAACUUUUUUUGUUACAAAUUCCUCUGUGUCACAAGAUUGCACUAAUUCAGUUUUAUACCAGCUAUUACUGUAAUGUUUCAUGCUGUGUUAGAAAUCUAAUAGAGGCAAUAGUGUUAUUCAUAUUUGCAUGAUUUAAAGAAAACUUUGUCUCCGUAUGAAUUGAUAGGAAUGUACAAUCCAAUUAUAUUUGAAAGAUGUUUUGGUGAAGUAAAACUUACACAUUCGAAAUUCAAAACCAUGCAAAUAAAAUUAUUGGAUAUUUGAUUUUACCAGUUUGAAUGACAUUCCUGCCCUAGUGGAUUCUUGCCAUUAUUAUAUAUACAGUGUUUUUGGCAUAUUAAAGAUAAUAGUACUGGUAUGUGCUAAUCUGAAUUUGAUUAUAAUGGAUAGAAAUUUGUAAAAUGUAUUUAUAAUUAUAAUAAUUUGAUUAUUAUUUCUCACACAGUGAGCCCAAUUUUUAGUCUCCUUAAUUUUUGUUUCUAUUACUGUAGUAUUAUUUUAAUGAAGGAAUCCAUAACAUUACUGAAUAGUACAGGACUUGAAUACUAUGUAGUUUGAUGCACAUUCAGUGUGUUAUGAAGCUUUGAAACUGCUGAUAUUUAAAUUGAGAUGAAUGGAGCCUUUGCCAAAUCUGUAGUGGAAGACAAAAUACAAACACUGUGAUGAAUAUCGAAUUGUAAAUAAUGGAAAACUUUUUGAGUUUUGGAUAUUUUUUUUAUAUGAAUUUCACUUCUUGGUUCCAGGCUUGAGUGAUCAUUGAAUGAAUUGUUUCCGAAAAGAAUGUACAUCAAUGUUUCUCAGUGCUUUUUACAUAAAAGAAAUGUUUCACAAAUUGUUGUUGUUCACUCUUUUUUCUGAUACCUAUUGAACAUUUCCCCAAUUUUUUUUUUUUUUUUUUUAAGUAAAAUAUCUUAAUUUUAUCUUUCAUAACAUUCAUUGAGGGGUAAAUAAUGGUAUUCAGCAUUUUGGAGGAACAGUAAUCCAAAAUGUCCGUUACUGUUAUUUACAUCAGACUCCUCAAUUAACAUGUUCUACCUGUGCUGUUGUAUAAACCAGAGUGGAGGUCCUUUUUUUCUUCUUUUUGUUUGUUUCCUUCUUGCUUUUCUCAUUUCUUUCUUUUUCUCCUUCGUCUUCUUCUUCCUCCUCUUCUUAUUCAUACUCUUCCCGUUCUUCUUCUUCCUCCUCUACUUCUUCCUCUUCU
Messenger RNA from Gryllus bimaculatus (two-spotted cricket), 3860 nucleotides. Lineage: Eukaryota; Metazoa; Arthropoda; Insecta; Orthoptera; Gryllidae. The record is from the annotation of a GenBank genome assembly.